This is a messenger RNA of Salmo salar (Atlantic salmon), 3857 nucleotides long. Its product is annotated as mitochondrial adenyl nucleotide antiporter SLC25A23. The record is from RefSeq and is a predicted model, not a curated record. Gene Ontology annotation, biological process: transmembrane transport. Lineage: Eukaryota; Metazoa; Chordata; Actinopteri; Salmoniformes; Salmonidae. Gene Ontology annotation, molecular function: calcium ion binding.
UUCAACAGUGUUUUUCAAUUCACCUUGGGUGUUUGUGUGUGGGGACUGAACUAAAUGCUUGUCCCUGGUAGUCUACAGAGGGCUAGGCUACGGCGCAGACUCAAGACAACACAUUCCUUCGACGCUUCACUUUCUCAGUUGACGCGACGGCGACGGUUUCUGACGUGAAGCAAGGAUACAUUAGCAGUUUUGGUCUAGAUUAUAUCUUCUUCGCAUGACUGCGACCCGACACAGACCAACUAUUUGCAACGCUGCAAAGUGCGCAUUUGCUGUCACAUUCGGACGGAUCAUAACGUCAGAACGGUGCAUUACAAACCCCCGGGGUUGGUGUGCUGUGCGUCCCAAAAAAACAAGAGGACGACAUGUACAGGCCUAAUCUUUGAACGUCUCGGGCAUAUCCGUUACCGAGAUGAAUUUGACACUGGAUUAAGGUUUCGGUUGUGGCAGUUUGCCGCGCUCCGUUCUAAAGCACCGAAAGAAGGAAGGGCUUUCUGUCUUUACUACUAUGUUAGGUUACCGUCGCUUCCUGGUUUCUUGACGGAUAAAUGAACAACUAUUUACAACCAAUUACGGAAUAAAAACGGAUGUUAAAACUGAGAUGAUGUAUAGCAUGACCGCGAAUGGGAGCGCGUCGUGAGGUCCACCGUUUGAUUGUUUUUAAUCUGCACAUCUGUUUCUGUCCUUCUCCCGAGAGAUUUACUGACUGACUGAGUAGCCUGAAUAUUACAACAACAAAACAUCUAUCCUGAUUUGGACAUCCGGACGUCGAUGACUCUAUAGGCUAUUCCACCGGGAUCUAACCGACGCAGACAAUCGUCACCACGCAUGGGUCAGCCGGGGGCUCGGAUCCCCCGGGGCUGGAGGACCCAGGCCCGCUGCCAGAAGGAUGUCGACCCGGAGAGGGAGAAGCAAUGGGUGGAACUGUUCGACGAACUGGACUUGAACAGUGAUGGAGUCAUCGAUAUCCACGAGCUCCGGGUGGGGUUGGCGAAACGUGGGCUCUCCCGCCGCGCCGUGGACCGGCAGAUUGUCAAGGAGGGGGACAGCAACAAUGAUGGAGAGUUGGACUUCCAGGAGUUCAGGCAGUACCUCCGCUCCCACGAGGAAGAGCUCCGACUCAUGUUCCGCAGCCUGGACCGCAACAAUGACGGUGAGAUAGAUGUAUCAGAGAUUCAGCAGUCCCUUCAAACUCUGGGAAUAGCUGUGAGUCUAAAGGAGGCUGCCACGAUCAUGAAGAGUAUUGACAGGGAUGGUAACAUGACCAUAGACUGGGAUGAGUGGCGAGAUCACUUCCUGUUCAACCCCAUACACAGUCUGGAAGACAUCUCUCGCUACUGGAAACACUCUCAUAUGCUGGACAUAGGAGACAACCUGACCUGUCCUGAUGAGUUCUCCGAGCAGGAGAAGAAGUCAGGCUUCGUCUGGAGACAGCUGGUGGCUGGAGCUAUGGCAGGAUCAGUCUCCCGGACAGGCACCGCGCCACUGGACCGCCUUAAAGUCUUCCUGCAGGUGCAUGGCUCGACCCCAGGGAACCCUGCAGGGGCCCUUGGGGUGGGGAACAUGAUCAGUGGGCUGAGGGCCAUGGUGAAAGAGGGGGGGUUCAGUUCCCUGUGGAGGGGCAACGGGGUCAACGUCCUGAAGAUCGCCCCCGAGACCGCCAUCAAGUUCUGGGCCUACGAACAGAUCAAGAGGUGGAUGCGUGGCAGUAAGGAGAGGGGACCUCUGAGGGUUCAUGAGAGGUUUGUAGCUGGGUCAUUAGCAGGAGCUACUGCUCAGACAGCCAUCUACCCUAUGGAGGUCCUGAAGACUCGUCUGACCCUGGGGAAGACAGGCCAGUACACCAGUGUGUUAGACUGUGCCAGACAGAUCCUUCACAGGGAGGGCAUCAUGGCCUUCUAUAAAGGAUACGUACCCAACAUCAUAGGCAUCAUACCCUACGCUGGCAUUGACCUCGCCGUCUACGAGACUAUGAAGAAUGCGUGGCUAGCGAGGCACACAGAUUCAGCAGACCCAGGUGUUUUCGUGUUGGUGGGGUGUGGGACCAUGUCCAGUACCUGUGGUCAACUAGCCAGUUACCCUCUGGCUCUGGUCAGGACACGCAUGCAGGCACAGGCCUCUGUGAAGGGCGGCCCUCAGCUCUCCAUGCUAGGUCUGUUCCAGAACAUUGUGACCCAGGAGGGCGUGGCCGGCCUCUACCGCGGCAUCGCCCCCAACUUCCUGAAAGUCAUCCCUGCCGUCAGCAUCUCCUACGUAGUCUAUGAACACAUGAGGAAAGUCCUGGGGGUGGAGAGAUACAGAUGAGAGGGGAGGGACAGAGAUAUCAUAGAUGCCUUGGAGAGAAUAAGGUGAAAGAAGGAGAGAAAGAGAGGGAGGGAGAGAGAUGCUGGAGUGGGGGAGAGAGUGAGGAGGGAGGGAGGGAGAGAUCGUAGAUGCAUUUGAGUGGGGGAGAGAAUGAGGUGAGAGAAGGAGAGAUAGAGAGAGAGAGGGAUGGAGACGAGACAGACCAAUGUGGGUGGCAGCUAUGGGCUUGUUGCAUGACCAUGCCUAAAGACACAGUGAGAGGAGACGAAGGGAGGGAACAAAGGAGGGAGAGAGAGAAAGGGAGGAAUGAAUAAAAUUACAGAGAGCGACAUCUCAAGUACUGCACCCAAGUGAUGUCUAACCGUGUGGAAGCUUUGUGGUUGCAAGUGUCAUGAUGGUUUCUAUGACAACACGUGUGAGGUUUUACAUGGCCUGUGCUGCAUGUGGAGGUGUUUCUGGGUUUGAAAACUAGCCGACUAGCUUCUCUACUACUGGGUUGAGCUUUUCUCUCUCUGCAUUAACAACGGGUGAGGACAUGUUUGACAACUAACUCUGCUUCAAGACUUUAAGACUUUGACCAAAAACGAAACCCUUUACCAUUUCACUACUGACAAAACCUCAAGAGAAGGAUCACAAUAUGACUUUUUCCCCCGUGAAUCUUUAGGUGGAGAAUAGAGAAAUCUCUGGGAUAGGAUGACACCAUCUCCAUGUUGUGUGGUUGGUUGGUCCUGAAGUAGGAAGUGAUACUCCACUGGAACCUUGGAACCACCAGGACUUCUAGAACUUUUCAUAUUGGAACCUGGGUGACUUGAGAACUUUUCACAGUGAAAAGGGACCAGUAGCAAUCUACCUCCCAUGACUCAUCGUAGGUGGAAGAAGAGGAUGAGGAAGAGGAGAAGACGAGGUGUUGAAGACUUGCUUUCGAUGAUCUGAAAGGAUUGGGAUGUGCUUGUGGACACAGGAUGUAAAUAAACCUCUGCCUAUGAGAUUAUUCUAAAUUAUAAUGCUGUGAGGACAUUUUAGACAGCCGGAUGAGAAACAAACACAUUAAACCUUGUACUGUAUUUGGGGUUGCAAAAUUUCAGUAACUUUCCCCAAAUUCCCUGAUUUUCCAGAAAUCCUGGUUGGAAUUUUUCUGGAAUCAGACAGAAAUAAACCCGAAAUCCAUAAUCCUCCAACCAUGUUUUAGAAAACCUGGGAAUUUGGGGGAAAAAUACUGGAUUUUGCAACCCUAUAUUGAAACUUGAGUUUUUUCUGAAUCCCAGUUACUGUGGAAAGUUUCAACAAAGAGUUUUAUCAAGAGUUUUAUCAAAGUAUGUAAAUAGUUAGAGAUGCAUGGUUUAAUCAAGUGCUAAAGCCAAUAGAACACAGCUACGCGCUGAUGUCAUCAUGAUGAUGAUACGACUCAAAGGUGAUCCCCUUUUACGUGUGUGUGUGUGUGUGUGUGUGUGUGUGUGUGUGUGUGUGUGUGUGUGUGUGUGUGUGUGUGUGUACAGCGAGUAUGUGUGAUUUUUGUCUCACACAAAGUAUUAUAAAACUCCAGAAUGCCAAAUCAA